Messenger RNA from Diorhabda sublineata, 3971 nucleotides. RefSeq lists its product as uncharacterized. The record is from RefSeq and is a predicted model, not a curated record. Bases 250 to 2277 code for a protein of 675 amino acids. NCBI's taxonomy places the organism in Eukaryota, Metazoa, Arthropoda, Insecta, Coleoptera, Chrysomelidae. The transcript is spliced from 13 exons. Gene Ontology annotation, cellular component: membrane.
CACACUAGUUGCUGUUAAAACUUUAUGGAGCUUGGUGGUCGAAUUUAAUACACCAGUACGAUUAAAUCGAAGUUAUUCGUGGAGUUUGUGAUUUGUGUGACAUAAUUUUCAUCAUCAUCAGUGGAUUAUUUAGUUUGAAUUAGUUUUCGUUAAACCUAAAAAAUGGAAUGAAUAUGAGUGAUUAGAAACUGAAGUAUAAAAAAAAUUUAAGAAACUUAUGCCGCUUAGAAUAGUACUCAAAACGACAAGAUGAAAAUCAAAUAUGUUAACGUUAACUUAAUCUCUUUGAAAUGUAUCCUGUUCCUAAUAUUUGGAGCUAUAGGAAGCCUCUUUCCUUUUCUACCUCUCCACAUGAAUUUCUUGGGUCUUUCCAAAGACGAAGCAGUUGUUAUAUCAAUAAUUUCACCGUUAAUAGCUUUAAUAGGACCUUUAGUGGUGGCCCCUUUGGCAGAUAGGCUUGCAGGUACUUCAGGAAAUUCGCCAAGAAGUAAAAAUGGAGGUUAUCUUAGGGUCAUGAUAGCUAUAUCAUUGGCGUUGACAACUAUAUUGUACUGGUUAUUAUUAGUUGUAGAACCUAUUAGAAAAGGCGCAAACGUUUCCUUCAUAUGUGACGAACAAGGUGCUUUCGUUUUACAAGAUCGUUGUAGAACGAACUGUUAUAACUGGGAUGAAGAUAAAGGUUCUCUACUAGUUACUAAUUGUAUCUAUACAUGCCGCGCUACGUCCGCAUACAAAGUUAUUAAACUUCCCUUUUUUGAUCAAUUUUUAAAUGAGAACCAUGAAGCUGCAGGAAACGACAGUGACAGUUACUACGAUGGCGAGACUAUUUCCGAUUUACCUGAACUAGAAGCAGAAGGGCCGACCACACUGCCACCUGUUACUAACAACGGUACUAAUAUAUACUUCGAACCCCACCAGCACUUGUGCUACCAAAAUGAAUCUGGUUACGAACUUUGCGAAGUAUAUACGGAAUUUUCGAAACCAAUCAAUUUCAAUAUUGGACUUAAGCCUGCAGUUCCAUUCAUUAGUCCAUAUAAUAAACAGAAUCGAACUUGCAAAUAUCCUACAGUCGAGUCGUUCCGAUGCCGAAUUCGUCCAGAUGUAAAACAAAAUUUGAAAAAUCAGAAUCCUGGUUGUGAUCCACUCAUCAUAUGCGAAAUACAUAAUCCGUACAAUAACGAAAAUAGUUUAUUGGAACGAUCUCAAUGUGGAAAAGGCAGUUUUUGGGUAUAUCUCUUCAUCAAAUCUAUCGCAGAUAUAUUCUUAGCUGCGACAGUAGUUUUGAUUAGUACAGCUGUAGUUAUUGCCACCAGAGAAACAUCGACUGGCAGAGGAGAUAUUGGAAAACAAUUCGCAGCUGGAGCUCUUGGAUUUGCUGUAUUUGCUCCAAUCAUCGGAGGUUGCGCUGACGGACAUUAUUUGGAAUCAAUCAUCUGUUUCACUGUUCUAACUGCAGUUGCUAUUUUAAUACUACUUGUGGAUAACUCAAUACCUUUGGGACCCCCAGAAUGGUGGUGGCAUACCCGAUGCGGUCUUUUAGCCCUUCCAAUGUCUUCUGUGAGAAAAUAUGGUUUGGAAGUAGCUUCUUUGGGUAUAGUAUUAUUUCUAUUGGGAAUAUUUUGGAAUGCUAUUGACACAUUUGUACCGUGGAUCGUGGUAACACAACAAUACGGAGAACCUCUGAUAAUUGGACUUAGUAUUCUUGUCGGAGCACUUCCAGCAGUAAUUUUUCUGAUAUUUGCAGAGCUUAUUGUUGAUUUUUGUGGACACAAUAAUAUUCUCAUUUUUUGCUUCGUCAAUUAUAUUUGUCAUCAUUUGGGUCUUAUGUUCAUCACAAAUGCCUGGUACAUACUUCUUUGCGAAUGGUUGGAAAUUUUCACUCUGCAUAUUAUGUACAUAACUGUAGUUCUCUAUUUAAGACAUCUUGUACCUAGAAAAUACAUCGCCUGUGGACAAGCACUGCCAAUUAUUGCUCAUUUUUGUUUAGGACGUGGUUUUGGAGCACUCUUAGGAAGUCUAGCUUUCAGUGAUUAUAACACCGAAUACAAUUUCCAAAAUGUACAUAAAUACUUUUGCAUCGCAGCCGGAGUAAUAGCCAUUUUAUACUUCACUGUAUAUCAUUUCUACAUGAAACCUAAAUGUGCUCCACCUAUUCAUGUUCCCCCAGCUCCAGCUCCUCCGCCAUCUUUAGUACACAGUAUGAAUGGUAAUGGAAACUAUACUCCUCUUAGAGUUUACCACAACAGUAAAUCGAAGAAAGGCCACUUUAGAUAUUAAGUUAACAUACAAAUUAAUCAACUAAAAAUAUAUAUAUUUAUAUAAUAUAUAAAUAUAUUUACAUAUUUUUCUAAAUUUUUCGAAUAUAUCCGAAUCUCUUGAGCUUAUUGUACUUCAUACAAACUCGUGACAACUAUUGUUGUGUUAUUUAUAUGGCACGUUAUUUGUUUCACUGAAUUUUCAUGAUGUUUCAGUUCUUGUAUGUACUCACUGAUUAUUAGGAAGCAACGAAGAGGCGGUAAUCAGUAAACGUCUACUUCUCGUCAUCAAUGACGACCAAAAAAAAACGUCCUUUAUCAAGUGAUUGGACAAAAAUCAUUGUAAUACAUCACUCAAUUGUCGUGUGACUAAGAAAACACAUUUUUUGCCAAAAAUAGAUUUUGUUUUGUACGUUCUUAAUUUAUUUACACACUAUACACUACACUUAACUUAUAAUAAUUUACUUAUAAAUAUCACUUGAAUAAUUUUCUACGAUUACUUUUACGAAUUCGUACUUUUCACUACGAAUAUUCAGUCAAAACUAAACUAACUGCAUGUACACAAAUUAGUUAUAAACCUAAAUAAAUUUCUACAACUUUCUAAAACGAAAAGAAACAAAAAAAAUCUAUAGACUUUUUUGGAAAUUAUUCAAAAGAAAUACUGUAAAUAAAAAGUUCGAAAAGGAAACAUCAAAGGCGCUUCCGCCAUUUAUAAAAAAUUGUGAGACGCUGACCGAAAAGGGCCGCGCGAAUUCGCCAUAGUAGCUGCACAUGGCCGGGCCAUUUUGCGAACUUAUGAAACCAAAAAUCUUCGAAAGUUGUUAUAUUUUGAGAAAUAUAUAACGUUUUAAGGAUUGAAUUGAAAAAACAACCUAAAUAUUUCCAUAUUGGGGAGAUUUUCAAGUAAAAAUGUUGCGAAUAAAUGAAAUUAAAUUUGAAGAUGGAAACCAAAAAAUUUUUUUGAAAAUAAAUUAUGGGAACAAACCUACAUUUUUCGAGGAAAAAAUGGAAUAGAGCCUAAAAAUGGUUUGUUUUUCUAAAAAAAAUGUUAUAAAACCAAAAAUAUUCGGAAAUUAUGAUAUUUUGUCCGAGAAAUAUAUAUCAUAUUAAGGAAUAAUAUGAAAAAAAAUUGGAUUUUUGCGUGUUCAAGAUAUUUUUUUAAUGAAAACAUGCCCCAAAACUCAGGGUAUUUUUUCAAGAAAAAUGAUUGUAUCACACAUACGCCUUUUUUUCAACAAGGAGCAAUCUAAUUUUGAAUUCAUUGUUUUGAAAAUACCAAAGGUUGUUUCACAUGGCUGUCACUUUUUGGUGACUAAUCGAAUUUAAACUUUUACAUUUGAAAGUUGGUACUUCAUAAUAAACGUCAUAUGGAUUUGACAAUGACAGCUGUGUGUCAAUCACAUGACUUAUUAGAGUGAUGUAAUAAGAUACAUGGUAUCGAAAUUCUUGACAAUGCGACCAUUUUACGAAAUUAUUAUUUUAAUCCAAUUUUUCGUUUCAAUAUGUCUACAUAAUAUGUGAUACUGCCAUUAUAUUUUUAGAAAAAUAUAGAAAUUAUUUAGAUAAGAAUUUAUAUAUAUACAUAUAUCUAUAGCUUUUCAACUUAAAAAUAACUUUUAUAAUAUUGAUACUGCUUUCUAUUUUCUGUUGUAAAUUGUUUUUAUAGUUUUUAUAUUUAUUUUUUUUUACAAUAAAUAUUUAAAAAGCAAGUUAUAC